AUGCAGCGAGGGGCUGCCAUUCCGAGACAGUUGUUGGUCCGCCGUACUGGUCACAUGCUGUCGUGUUUCAAUGAGACGCCACCCCUAGACGCGUACGCGUUAUAUCGGUUUUCCGCAGUCGUGGGUGCUCUUUCUGAGCCAGCUUAUUCCUACACAUCAGGUACAUUAUUCCAUGAGGCCGGGAUUGGAGUUGAGAUUCGUACGAGAACGCCUGCACAUGACUAUGACAAGGAAAACAUCCCUCCUCCCAAAGCAGGAAGACUAAGUGUCAAUUCCUCUGCAGCAAUCGAUCGCCUCGUCAAACCCUUCAAAUGUCCCGGGUCUGCAAACUCUCGUAAGAAGACCGGUGAACCUACCCGCAAGCGAAGAAAGGUCAAUUAUGCUGAGGUAGAGGGCGGUGGCGACGACACCAGUGGAGGGUUCAGCAUUGAUGGUGAAAGCGUGGCCUUGAAAGACCGAUUCCCUGUUUUUAAAGUUAAGGACAAGGACACAACUUUUCGUUCCAGGUUUGCAAUACCGUUGAUCAACAAAAAUGCUAUCGACUCUUCCCGGAUUGCUCCCAGUCUAGGAAUGCGACGAGGUCUGCCUUUUGUCAACAAGCCACUUCAUGAUCCCAGUGGUGAAUUUGCCAUCGUACUUUAUGAUCCUACAAUUGAUGGGAAACCCGAGGACAAGCCAGACACCCAUGCAACUGAAGUAGAACAAGAAAAGCCAAGGCUUGAUAUCCCUCUGAUGCACAAAAGUUUGGCUGAGAUCCUUGGUAUCAAGAAACAGGUAGAAGGCGAAAGACCACAAGUGCCUGUUGUCAUUGACCCCAGACUGGCCAAAGUCCUCAGACCACAUCAGGUAGAGGGGGUGAGGUUCUUGUACAGAUGUACUACUGGUCUGAUUGAUGCGAAAGCCAAAGGCUGCAUCAUGGCCGACGAGAUGGGCCUGGGGAAGACAUUGCAGUGCAUAGCAUUGAUGUGGACCCUACUCAAACAGUCCCCCGAGGCUGGAAAAUCUACAAUUCAAAAAUGUGUCAUUGCCUGUCCGGCAAGUCUCGUCAAGAAUUGGGCAAACGAGCUGGUGAAAUGGCUUGGCGAAGGGGCCAUCAACGCCUUUGCUAUUGAUGGGAAAGCCUCGAAAGAGGAGUUGACUAUGCAACUCAGGCAGUGGGCAAUAGCUUCCGGAAGAGGUGUCGCCAGACCUGUCCUCAUUGUUUCCUACGAGUCAUUGAGAUUAAAUAUUGAUGAGCUGAAAGACGUCAAAAUCGGGCUGAUGCUCUGCGAUGAAGGUCACCGACUGAAAAAUGCUGAGAGCGAAACCUACAUGGCUCUCACCGGGCUCAGCGUAGAGCGACGAGUCAUUCUCUCGGGAACUCCCAUCCAGAAUGAUCUUACUGAAUAUUACGCCUUACUGGACUUUGCGAAUCCGACCUAUUUGGGUACCAAAGCUGACUUCCGCAAGAAAUUUGAGUUGCCGAUUCUUCGCGGUCGCGACGCUGCCGGUUCCGAUACUGACAAAGCUAAAGGUGAAGCGGCCACUGUUGAGUUGAGCUCACUUGUGAAGAAGUUCAUCAUCCGAAGGACUAACGAUAUCCUCUCCAAAUACUUACCUGUGAAGUAUGAACACGUAGUCUUCUGCAAUAUGGCUCCAUUCCAGAUUGACCUCUACAAUCACUUUAUCCAGAGCCCGGACAUCAAAAGCCUCCUAAGGGGCAAAGGCAGCCAGCCGCUCAAAGCCAUCGGCAUUCUCAAGAAGUUAUGCAAUCACCCAGACCUGCUAGAUCUCGAGAAAGAUCUUCCUGGGAGCGAGAGGUUCUGGCCUGUCGAUUACGUACCGAAAGAGGCCAGAGGCAGAGACCGGGAUGUUAAAUCAUGGCAUUCCGGGAAGUUUGCAGUGCUUGAGCGAAUGCUUGCAAGAAUACGACAAGACACCAACGAUAAGAUUGUGCUAAUUAGCAACUAUACUCAGACCCUCGACGUAUUUGAGAAAUUGUGCAGAGCUCGAUCAUACGGAUGUCUUCGACUAGACGGUACAAUGAACGUCAACAAACGUCAGAAGCUGGUCGAUAAGUUCAAUGACCCCAACGGUGAGGAGUUUGUUUUUCUGCUGAGCAGUAAAGCUGGUGGGUGUGGUAUUAAUCUCAUUGGAGCAAAUCGACUGGUGCUCUUUGACCCAGACUGGAAUCCGGCCGCCGAUCAACAAGCGCUUGCCCGUGUUUGGAGAGACGGUCAAAAGAAAGACUGCUUCGUGUACAGAUUCAUGGGCACUGGCACAAUUGAGGAGAAGAUCUUUCAGCGACAAUCGCACAAGCAAGCACUCUCCUCUGCCGUGGUCGACUCAGCUGAGGACGUUGAACGACAUUUUACGCUCGACUCGCUUCGUGAACUGUUUCAGUUCAAGCCCGACACCACCAGUGACACGCAUGAUACAUUCAGGUGCAAAAGAUGUAAACCGGAUGGUACACAGUCAAUCAAAGCGCCUGCAAUGCUCUACGGUGAUACAAGUUCUUGGAAUCAUUUUGUAAACAAUGGUGAUGCAGGACCGCUUGGGAAAAUCCAGGAUCUUCUCCUCCGACAAGAAGCAUCAGAAAAUGCCGUUAGCGCAGUAUUCCAGUAUAUCAGCCACUAA
Messenger RNA from Exophiala aquamarina CBS 119918, 2616 nucleotides. RefSeq names its product DNA repair and recombination protein RAD54 and RAD54-like protein. Gene Ontology annotation, cellular component: nucleus. Gene Ontology annotation, biological process: reciprocal meiotic recombination; double-strand break repair via synthesis-dependent strand annealing. The record is from RefSeq and is a predicted model, not a curated record. Bases 1 to 2616 code for a protein of 871 amino acids. The transcript is spliced from 2 exons. Gene Ontology annotation, molecular function: ATP-dependent chromatin remodeler activity; DNA translocase activity; ATP binding. NCBI's taxonomy places the organism in Eukaryota, Fungi, Ascomycota, Eurotiomycetes, Chaetothyriales, Herpotrichiellaceae.